CCUAAAUUUCAUCAUGUUUUCCCGGGUUUCGAACGAGAAACGGUAAACCUUCGCCAUGGUUGCGCCACCUCGAAGCCGUGGCCGGUAAAGCUUCGCCAUGGCUCUUCCUCCUCGAAUCCAUGGUGACCACUGCUCUUCGCAAGUUCGGAGCUCCAAGAGGCGGCGCCCCUUCAUUCUUCGUCACCACCUCCAGAGCCCGAAGAGGUAACGAACGUGAAGAACCUUAAUUGCUCGCUCCAUGGAGCAGCGUCUCAUCUUACUGCUCCAAUCCCCUCUACGCUCCUCGCAACUCAAACAAAUUAAUGCUCUCAUCGUCAAAUCACACCCCGAUCUCACCCCUCUCUUCCUUGGCGUUUUGUUGAAGCGUUCCAAUGUUGGCCAUGCCCAACGAACGUUCGACGCAAUUCCUCAACCAGAUUCCUACCUCUGUAACUCCAUCAUAACCACCUACUCCAAGCUCUCAAUGCAUAAAGAAGUCCUCAAAACCUUCUUCUCCGUUCACCAUAAGAAGACCCAGAUCUUAUUUCACUCUAUUCCACCCGUUCUCAAGUCAUGUGCUGCGUUAGCUGCAAGCAAUGAAGGAAAACAAGUUCACAGUUACAUUUUGAUUCACGGCUUCAGUUCCAAUGUGUUUAUUCGAACUGCUUUGAUAGAUUUCUACUCAAAAAAUGGUGACCUGGAUUCUGCUACAAGGGUCUUUGAUGAGAUCCCAGUUAAGGAUCCGGUUCCUAUCAAUUGUUUGAUAUCUGGGUAUUCAAAGUCUGGCAAUGUUCUGGCAGCAAGACGACUUUUUGAUGAGAUGACCCGGAGGACAUCAUCAUCAUGGAAUUCGAUGAUUACUUGCUAUGCACACCAUGGCAAUUUUGCUGAAGCUUUGAGAUUGUUUGAACGCAUGCACACUGAGAAUGUUCGGCCAAAUGAGAUCACUCUUGUGACAGUUUUGUCCAUAUGUGCGAAACUGGGCGACUUGGAAACAGGACUGAAGGUCAAGAAAUUAAUUGAAAAUAAUGAUUUGCGGAGGGACUUGAUUGUACAGACUGCAGUGUUGGAAAUGUAUGUCAAGUGUGGAGCUGUUGAUGAGGCACGUCAAGAAUUUGAUCGGAUGGAAUGCAGAGAUGUUGUUGCAUGGAGCUCCAUGAUUGCUGGUUAUGCUCAAAAUGGGAAAUCGAAUGAGGCUCUGGAGCUCUUCGAGAGGAUGAAGGCAGAGAAUUGUAAGCCAAAUGAAGUUACUCUUGUAAGUGUCUUGUCUGCAUGUGCCCAAUCGGGCUCUGUAGAAGUUGGAGAGCGUAUUGGAAAUUAUGUUGAGAGCCAAGGUUUUGCAUUGGGUGUUUAUGUGGGUUCAGCACUGGUUGACAUGUAUAGUAAGUGUGGGAAUAUAAAAAGAGCUCGUUGGAUUUUUAAUAGGAUGCAUCAAAGGGAUGUUGUUACUUGGAAUUCAAUGAUUGGAGGGCUGGCAUUCAAUGGGUUUGCAAAAGAUGCGAUUGAGCUCUAUCAAAUGAUGAUGGAAGAGAAUUUGAAGCCAAAUGAUAUAACUUUUGUUGCACUGCUGACUGCUUGUACUCAUGUGGGUCUAGUUGAUCAGGGACUCAAGUUUUUUCAUGGUAUGAAACCAAUCCAUAGUAUUGCGCCAAAAAUUGAACAUUGUGCUUGUAUAGUUGACCUCCUGUGCAGAUCUGGAAGGUUGGAAGAUGCUUAUAAAUUUAUUUGUGAGAUGGAAGUAGAGCCUAAUGCUAUCAUCUGGGGUACACUGCUGAGUGCUUGUAGAGUUCACUCAAAUGUUCGGCUUGCGGAGCUCUCAAUUGAAAAGCUUCUAGUGUUGGAACCAGAGAAUUCUUCUAAUUAUGUUCUUCUUUCCAGUAUAUAUGCUAAUGCAGGUAGAUGGGAAGAAGCAAGAAGGGUGAGGAAUUUAAUGAAGAGCAAAAAUGUCCAGAAGCUGGCUGCAUAUAGCUGGAUAGAAUUGGAGGGUAUAGUGCACAAAUUUCUGGUGGAAGACACCACUCAUCCAAAAUCUGAUGAGAUCUACAGCAUUGUAGAUGGAUUAGGCUUACAAUUGAAGUGGGUUGGCAAUGCUUCAAACUUCGAUUUAGAUAUUCGUGAUCUUUCAUAAUGGAUGGCCCACAGAUGUCAAAUGGAAAAGCUGUGACAAGGAAGUGAUAAUUGUUACGCUCAACUUACUCAAGAUGGCCCACAGCUUUUGCUUUUCUGCAAAGAAAAUUUGGUUUGACAUCAAUAUGAAAACAGAGCUUCGGCCUUUGCAUUGCUCUUCCUAGCUUCAAGAUUUUCAACCGUGACCUUUAGCUUUUGCCCCUUAAGGAGGGACUUCCGCAUACUAAAAUAUGAAGCGCAAGUUCAACUUGUAUCUUUUAAGAGUAACCAGUUCAAAUUUUAUGAUCAAUCUUUUGUAACAAUUCCAAAACAUCACAUAAAAGGUGAGAGAACGCUUGGAUUCUGUUAGCCAUGCUGUCACAUUAUGUUAAUUAUAUUCAAGAGGACAACUGGUCCCAUUUUUUGAUUCUAGAAAA
This is a messenger RNA of Elaeis guineensis (African oil palm), 2522 nucleotides long. RefSeq names its product pentatricopeptide repeat-containing protein At1g08070, chloroplastic-like. The record is from RefSeq and is a predicted model, not a curated record. NCBI's taxonomy places the organism in Eukaryota, Viridiplantae, Streptophyta, Magnoliopsida, Arecales, Arecaceae. Gene Ontology annotation, biological process: RNA modification. Gene Ontology annotation, molecular function: RNA binding; protein binding.